Alligator sinensis (Chinese alligator) is the source of this 3196-nucleotide messenger RNA. It is a transcript of the gene RTF1, whose product is annotated as RTF1 homolog, Paf1/RNA polymerase II complex component. The transcript has 19 exons. Gene Ontology annotation, molecular function: DNA binding; RNA polymerase II C-terminal domain phosphoserine binding. Bases 1 to 2046 code for a protein of 681 amino acids. Gene Ontology annotation, cellular component: Cdc73/Paf1 complex. NCBI's taxonomy places the organism in Eukaryota, Metazoa, Chordata, Crocodylia, Alligatoridae. The record is from RefSeq and is a predicted model, not a curated record.
AUGCUCAAAGCCACCGCGCUCCCCCGGGCCGGCCUCGCCGCCAGGCACAAACUCAGCUCAGCCCGCCAGGCCGCUGCCGACUUGCCCCGAGGGCUCCAGCUGAAAGGCUCUGAGCUCCUGUCAUUGGCCAAACGGAAACGCAGCGACUCUGAGGAGAAGGAGCCACCUGUGAGCAAACCUACAGCAUCUUCAGAUUCUGAGACCUCAGACAGUGAUGAUGAGUGGACUGUUGGGGGUUCCAAAAACAAAAAGAAGGGAAAAGCUGGGAAAGCAGAGAAGAAGGCAGCUAUGAAGAAACAAGCUAACAGAGCUGCCUCUUCAGGCAGCUCAGAUAAAGACAGCUCUGCUGAGAGCUCAGCGCCUGAAGAAGGUGAGGUGUCUGACUCUGAAAGCAACAGCUCUUCCUCUAGCUCCGAUUCAGAUUCAUCCUCUGAAGAUGAGGAAUUCCAUGAUGGCUAUGGAGAGGACCUUAUGGGAGAUGAGGAAGACAGAGCUCGGCUAGAGCAGAUGACAGAGAAGGAGAGGGAGCAGGAACUGUUUAAUCGGAUAGAGAAGCGGGAAGUGUUGAAGAGAAGAUUUGAAAUAAAGAAGAAACUUAAAACAGCAAAAAAGAAAGAGAAGAAAGAGAAAAAGAAAAAGCAAGAGGAAGAGCAGGAGAAAAAAAAGCUCACACAGAUCCAGGAAUCUCAGGUGAUGUCACACAAUAAAGAGCGACGAUCAAAGCGGGAUGAGAAACUGGACAAGAAAUCUCAGGCCAUGGAAGAACUGAAAGCAGAGAGAGAGAAAAGGAAGAACAGAACAGCCGAGUUGCUUGCAAAAAAACAGCCAUUAAAAACCAGUGAAGUGUACUCGGAUGAUGAAGAGGAAGAAGAGGAUGAUAAGUCUAGCGAGAAAAGUGAUCAUUCAUCCAGAUCAUCCUCAUCUGAUGAAGAGGAAGAGAAAGAAGAGAUUCCUCCAAAAUCCCAGCCCGUAUCCUUACCUGAAGAACUGAAUAGGGUACGGUUAUCCCGGCACAAGCUGGAACGCUGGUGUCACAUGCCUUUCUUUGCCAAGACCGUUACUGGCUGCUUUGUGCGAAUUGGCAUUGGAAACCACAACAGCAAACCUGUCUAUCGGGUCGCUGAAAUAACUGGUGUUGUAGAAACUGCAAAAGUUUACCAGCUUGGAGGCACCCGAACAAACAAGGGAUUGCAGUUACGGCAUGGCAAUGACCAGCGUGUAUUUCGUCUAGAAUUUGUCUCAAAUCAGGAAUUUACUGAAAGUGAGUUCAUGAAGUGGAAGGAAGCGAUGUUCUCUGCUGGGAUGCAGCUGCCCACACUAGAUGAGAUCAACAAGAAGGAAGUGUCCAUUAAGGAAGCUCUCAACUACAAAUUUAAUGAUCAGGACAUUGAAGAGAUUGUGAAAGAGAAAGAGAGGUUCCGAAAAGCCCCUCCCAACUAUGCCAUGAAGAAAACUCAGCUACUAAAGGAGAAGGCCAUGGCUGAGGACUUGGGGGACCAAGAUAAGGCAAAACAGAUUCAAGAUCAACUUAACGAACUAGAAGAGAGAGCAGAAGCCCUGGACCGCCAGCGAACAAAAAAUAUUUCUGCAAUCAGUUACAUCAACCAGAGGAAUAGAGAGUGGAACAUUGUGGAGUCCGAGAAAGCUCUUGUGGCCGAAAGUCACAGUAUGAAAAACCAGCAAAUGGACCCCUUUACUAGGCGACAGUGCAAACCUACGAUAGUCUCGAAUUCCAGGGAUCCUGCUGUCCAAGCUGCCAUCCUUGCCCAACUAAAUGCAAAAUAUGGAUCCGGUGUAUUACCGGAUGCUCCAAAGGACAUAAGCAAGGGUCAGGGAAAGGACAAAGACAUGAACUCUAAAUCAGCCAGUGAUCUCUCAGAGGAUCUGUUCAAAGUGCAUGACUUUGAUGUGAAAAUUGAUCUCCAGGUUCCCAGUUCAGAGUCUAAGACACUGGCCAUCACUUCUAAGGCUCCACCAGCAAAAGAUGGUGCCCCUCGGCGAUCACUGAACCUGGAGGACUACAAAAAAAGGCGGGGGCUUAUUUGAGCGUACCCACUCCGCUGCUUCUGAUCCUGCAUGCUCCAUGAUGAUGUCCUACCUUUUUUCUUCCUCCCUUUUCAGUUUCCUCUUCUGGGUUGGAGCAGCAAUGGAGCUGGGAAGAGACUCUUUAAAACUGCCAGUCAUUUGUAACAUAAAUCAUUUGACUAUUUACUGUAUAGACCUCCCUUCUUGCCCUUUCCUCCUGUCCCCUCACAAAUGUGGAUCUGUGCUAUUUGGGGUUCUCCCACUUUUUAGGUUUUUUCCUUUUUUUGAGGUUUUUUUUUGUUAUUUUUGUUUUAAUUUUGUUGAUGCAGCUCGUUGGUCCACUCAGUGUUCAGUAUUAGCCUGAAGUCUGGAUUUCCGUAGGAAUCUCUUUGGUGGUUGCAGCAUCAGCAUUUGAUGAUCUCCCCUUGCAUACCACCACAGACAUGGUGAAUAAACAUCGGCACAAGACCUUUGUGGCUGGAAAGGUCAUCUGCACUUUCUUCCUCCUCUUCUUCCUCCUUGCUCCUAGCUCUGGAGAAGGGAAUCUCCAAAAACUGGCUUAGGUUCAAAGUGUAAAUUUUUUUGGGAGGGUUAUGUGACUUUUUUUCAGGUGUUUUUUAUCAUUUUUAAGCUGCAGUACUAUUUGUAUCUGUCUGUCACGGUUCUUUACGGCUGUUUUGAAUUUCUACCAGCUGUACUUGAGCAUCUAAAAUUGCAAGAAAGAAACUCAUUAAAUGUGAUUCUUACUAAAAUGGCCUGGGUGGUAUAGCUGUUUAACCUGCACAUUCCCCUUUUUACUCUCACUUACCUGAUGAGACAAGUGCACAAUCUAUCUGUAGUACAUCUGGUCUCUUGCCACAGCUGAGCGGAGUAGCUCCCUUUGGGAUGCCCCUGGACACUCACUGAAUGGUCUUUCAUUUCUUCUACAAAUCCAAGAAAUCCUUCAGUCUACGUUUAUCAUGUCAAAUUUAUCUUCACCAGGCUUCAACUCAUUUGCGUGGUUUCUGGGUUAUUUUUUAUUGGGGGGAGGGAGAUGUGGGGAGGCUUUUUUUAUUCCCUCCCCCUUUUUUCUUUCAACAAUUUUAAACUUGGGUUAAAAAAAUUAGUUUGCGUUAAGGGAAAGGGGAAGAGCACAGUAGAAACCUAACUGAAAAUGAGGGCAGAUGCUGAU